AUGGGUCAUUUAAUCACAAUUGCCACCUGUAAUUUAAAUCAAUGGGCUUUAGAUUUUGAAGGUAACAGGGACAGAAUCUUGAAGAGUAUCAAAAUUGCAAAAGAAAGAGGUGCUACCUUAAGAGUAGGGCCUGAACUUGAAAUCACCGGUUAUGGAUGUCUUGAUCAUUUCUUAGAAACAGAUUUAUACCUCCAUUCAUGGGAAAUGUAUGCUUCUAUUUUACAAAAUAAGGAAACUUAUGGGAUCUUAUUAGAUAUUGGCCUUCCUAUUAUUCAUAAAAAUGUCAAAUACAAUUGUCGUGUAUUAUCAUAUGAUGGUAAAAUAUUGCUCAUCAGACCAAAGAUAUGGCUAGCAAAUGAUGGUAAUUAUAGAGAAAUGAGAUUUUUCACACCAUGGCAACGCCCAAGAUAUGUUGAAAACUUUGUCUUACCAAGAUUAAUUCAAACCAUUACAGGUCAAGAAUCUGUUGAUUUUGGAGAUGCUGUUAUUUCAACUUUAGAUACUGUCAUUGGUGCUGAAACUUGUGAAGAAUUAUUCACUCCAAAUGCUCCACAUAUCGGUAUGACAUUGGAUGGUGUUGAAAUCAUUACAAAUUCAUCAGGUUCUCACCAUGAAUUACGUAAAUUACAUACAAGAAUGAAUUUAAUUAGAGAAGCAACUGCUAAAGCCGGUGGUAUUUAUUUAUAUGCAAACCAAAAAGGUUGUGAUGGUGAUAGAUUAUAUUACGAUGGCUGUGCUUCAAUUGUUGUCAAUGGUGAAUUAGUUGCACAAGGUAAACAAUUUUCUUUAGAAGAUGUUGAAGUUGUCUCAGCUACUGUUGACUUAGAAGACGUUCGUAGCUACAGAUCACAAAUAUCAAGGGGAUUACAAGCUACUCAUACAGAAGCUUAUAAAAGAGUCAAGGUCCCAGUUGAAUUAUCACCAACCUCGUUAAGUUUUAAUCCUAAAAUUGUUCCAUCAAAACCAAAAGAAAUAUUUUAUCAUUCACCAGAAGAAGAAAUUGCAUUAGGUCCAGCUUGCUGGUUAUGGGAUUACGUUAGAAGAUGUAACGGUGCUGGGUUUUUCUUACCAUUGAGUGGUGGUAUCGAUUCAUGUGCUACCGCUGUUAUUGUUCAUUCAAUGUGUAGAUUAGUUGCACAAGCAGCCAAAGAUGGAAAUCAACAAGUCAUUGCAGAUGCUAAAAGAGUUGCAAACGUUAAAGAUGAAGAAGCUGAAACUUGGUCACCGACAGAUCCUGUUGAUUUUGCCUCAAGAAUUUUCCACACAAGUUACAUGGGUACUAAAAAUUCUUCAAUUGAAACAAGAACAAGAGCUAAAGAAUUAAGUGAUAAGAUUGGCUCAUAUCAUGUUGAUUUGAACAUGGAUACAUUAGUUACUGCUGUUGUUAGUGUUUUUGAAGUUGCAACUGGUAAAAAACCAGUUUUCAAAGUCUUUGGUGGUUCACAAACUGAAAAUUUGGCUUUACAAAACAUUCAAGCUAGAUUACGUAUGGUUUUAGCAUAUUUAUUUGCACAAUUAUUACCUUGGGUUAGAGGUCGUCAAACUGGUGGGUUAUUAGUUUUGGGUAGUGCCAAUGUUGAUGAAUGUUUAAGAGGUUAUUUAACCAAAUACGAUUGUUCAAGUGCUGAUAUAAAUCCAAUCGGUGGUAUUUCUAAAACAGAUUUGAAAAAAUUUAUUGAUUAUGCUAGAGCUGAAUUUGAAAUUCCAGUUUUGAAAGAAUUUUUGGAAGCUACACCAACUGCAGAAUUAGAACCAAUAACAAAAGAAUACGUUCAAUCUGAUGAAGCUGAUAUGGGAAUGACUUACGAAGAAUUAUCAGUUUUUGGUAGAUUAAGAAAAGUUCAAAAAUGUGGUCCAUAUUCAAUGUUCCUCAAGCUUUAUCAUGAAUGGACACCAAGAUUAACACCAAGACAAGUUGCUGAAAAAGUGAAGAAAUUCUUCUUCUUUUAUGCGAUCAAUAGACAUAAACAAACUGUUUUAACACCAAGUUAUCAUGCUGAACAAUAUUCACCAGAUGAUAAUAGAUUUGAUUUACGUCCAUUCUUAAUCAAUCCAAGAUUUAAUUGGGCUUCAAAGAAGAUUGAUGAGAUUGUUGAACAAUCAGAAAAGGGAACUACUGAAGAAUUAGAAGAAUUAACAGUUGAAUAG
Messenger RNA from Hansenula ciferrii, 2148 nucleotides. RefSeq names its product glutamine-dependent NAD(+) synthetase (gene QNS1). The transcript has a single exon. The record is from RefSeq and is a predicted model, not a curated record. Bases 1 to 2148 code for a protein of 715 amino acids. NCBI's taxonomy places the organism in Eukaryota, Fungi, Ascomycota, Saccharomycetes, Phaffomycetales, Wickerhamomycetaceae. Gene Ontology annotation, biological process: NAD+ biosynthetic process. Gene Ontology annotation, molecular function: ATP binding; NAD+ synthase (glutamine-hydrolyzing) activity; glutaminase activity. Gene Ontology annotation, cellular component: cytoplasm.